Dermatophagoides pteronyssinus (European house dust mite) is the source of this 3500-nucleotide messenger RNA. RefSeq lists its product as uncharacterized. Gene Ontology annotation, molecular function: scavenger receptor activity. The record is from RefSeq and is a predicted model, not a curated record. NCBI's taxonomy places the organism in Eukaryota, Metazoa, Arthropoda, Arachnida, Sarcoptiformes, Pyroglyphidae. Gene Ontology annotation, cellular component: cytoplasm; membrane.
UUAUUAAAUUAUUGAUUAUGUCAAUGAAAUUACAUCAUGACAUCCACAAAUGAAUUAAAACGUAGAUGUCCAUUGGUUGGUUGUGUUUGUUUUAUAAUAUUUGCCAUUUUAGGCAUAUUAUGUUUAGGUAUUGGUAUAUUAUUUUAUUGUAAAUUUGAUACAAUAUUUGGUGAUGUUGUAAAACAACAAAUGAUUAUUAAUAAUAAUAAUUUAUGGUGGUAUGAACAUUGGUUAAAGCCAUCUGGUCGUGAAAUAUUAACUGUUCAUGUAUUUGAAAUUGAAAAUGUUAAUGAAUUAAGACAAAAUUGGCUUGAAACAUUAACCGCACCGAAAUUGACCGAAAAUCAGAAGAAAAAACCUAAAGAAAUUCCAUCAUCAUCUUCGACAACAACACGAAUCAAAUCAUUAAAUCGUAAUUCAAAACAAGAAAAAGAUAUAGCUACAGUUGUGAAUCGUUUACAGCCACAAAUACGUGAAGUUGGUCCAUUUGUUUUUCGAAUCGAACGAUUGAAAGAAAACGUAAUUUUUGCUAAUGAUGAAAAAAAUCAAGCUGGCUAUAAUGAACGUGUACAAUAUCAUUUUGAUCAAUUACUUUCAUAUGAAGAUAUUGAUCAAAAAGUUAUUGUUGUUAAUUCAGAACUUUCAGCAUUAAAUCCAUUUGUACGAGCUUUAAUGAAAAGAGGUGAAAAUGUGAAAAAAAUUUCAAAUGGUUUACGUAAUGUUAUUGAUGAAAUAUUGAAUUUAUAUGCAAUGAAUAUUUUUGUUGAACGACCAAUAUGGCGUAUUAUUUUUGGUCCAAAUUAUCAAUCUGAUCAUCAACAGAACAAUAUUGAUAAUGGUGAUGGUGAUCAGGAUAUCAAUGCCAAUAUGAAUGAGCUUGAUGAAAAUGAUGAAACAAUUGAUAUAAAUAAUAAAAAUUCAACCAAAGAAUCAAAUACAACAAAUAUUGAACAUACAAAAUAUACAAAUGAUGAAACAGUUGGUAAAAUUCUAACACUUUAUGAUAAAGCUGAACAAUAUAUAAAACGUUUAGGUGUUGAUAUUGAUCCAUAUGAUCUAUUAGCCGGUAUAUAUCGUUAUGAAAAUGUUGUAAAAAGUGGACCGAAAUUAAUUAAAUUAAAAGAAAAAAAAAUGAAACUUUCCCGAAAUGAAUAUCGUCAGAAUUCAGUAUUUUCAUUUUUUAGUAAUAAUUCAAUUGAAAAAUAUGAUAUCUAUACUGGUAUUAAUGAUGAACAGAAUGGUGAAAUUAUUGCUUGGAAUCAACAUAGCUAUAUGGAUGCAUGGUAUGGUCGUCAAUGUAAUAGUAUUAAUGGUACUGAUGGUCGACAAUAUAGUCCAUUUGUUCGUGAAUCUCGUAUAUAUCAAUUUAUACCACGUUUAUGUCGCUCUAUACCGUUUACAUUAUCAAAAUUGGAUAUAAUUUCAUCACCAUCCGGUAUUAGUUUAAGACGUUUUAGUGAAGCUAAUGAUUUUAUGCAAAGUCCUUUCCGUAAUAAAGCAAAUGGUUGUUUUUGUAGAUUUCAAAAUCAACUUAAACGUUGUAAUUAUGAUGGUAUAUUAGAUAUGGCUAAUUGUUAUAAUGGUGCACCAAUUAUAUUGACAAGACCACAUUUUAGUGGUACUAUUACUAAAUCGAUUGGUCGAUCAAUAAAUGGUUUAGUACCGGAUGAUCAAUUUUAUCAAACUUAUAUUGAUGUUGAACCGAUUUCUGGUAUUGUUUUGGAUAAAAUGGAACGAUAUCAAUUGAAUGUACAUUUUCCACCAUUACCAUUGAAAUUGAAUGCAAAUCGUACAAUACCCGAAACAAUAAUACCAUUAUUUUGGUAUCAAGAACAAUUUGUAGCAUCACAAGAUUAUCAUAAUCAUUUAAAAUAUUAUUUUAUUUAUCCAAUGAAAUAUCAAGAAUAUGGUGUACUAUCAUUAAUAUCAUUUGGUUUACUAUUAUUAUUUAUAUCAUUUGUUUGUAUUGGUUUUGGUUGUUUUACACGAAUACCGGUUAAAAACAAUAAUACAACAAUUAUUAAACAAACAGAACAAUUGAAUGAUUUGAAGAAUAGAAAAUUAUUAUCACCAUCUAUUGAACCAUUGAUGAAAAAACCAAUAUACGAUGCUAAUGUGGAACAAGAGUCACAAUCACAACAACAACAACAACAACAACAAUCACAACCACCAAUAUAUGGUAUUAUGUCACGUAUGGAACCAAUAAUGCAUCCAAUACAUAUGUCUAAUAUGAAAUUAAAUAAUGCAGCAACAAUAAUAUCGAAUAAAAUACAUAAUUUACAUAAUAAUAUUAGACAACAACAACCACCACCACAAACAAUGUCGGAUGUAAAAAUAAUAUCAAACAAUAAUAAUGUUAAUCAAUCGGAUCAUAUUUAUUCAAUGAAUACUGAUAUUGAUAGAAAUCUAGCUCGUCGUAUGAUUGAAAUGUUUAGCGAUGAAUUUGAUCAUGGACAAUCAACAGUUAAUCAUUCAAAUACAACAACAACAACACCAGAAAAUAUGAUGAUAACACCUGUGGAUAAUUUAAAUGAUCAAUCACCAAUGCCAAUUUCAAGAAUUCCAUUACAGAAACAAAGUAGCAAAGUUAAUAAUACAAAUCGACAAUCAACAACAAUGAUUAGGCCAACAUCAAAAGUUAAAAGACAACAAUUUAUAAACAAUAAUAAUAAUUUAACAAAAAAUAUACCAUCAACAAUUCAUUUAUAUGGACCAUAUUCAUCAUUACCAACAACACCUGAACAUUAUCGUGAAAUACAAUCACAAGGAUCAAUGCCUAUUGCAUCAAGUCCAUCAAUUGGAACUAUACAUUCAUCACGAUCAAUGAUAGUAUCAAAUCCAUUACCACCACAAUCAUCACUUAAACAGCAGCAAAAAAAUUUACAUUCAUUAAUUCGUUCUAGUCAUAUUUCAGAUUCGGAUUCAGGAUUUUUUCAAAAACCCGAUUCAUCAUCAUCAGAUAUUUUUAUUAUUAAUCAAACAGAUGAAAAAUUUAAAGAUUUUAGCAAUAUGAAACGACGAUCUGUAUCUGUAUCUGCAUCCAAACAAUCGCAUAUUGAUAAUGAUGAUGAUAAUAAUCAAAUGGAUGAAUUUGAACAAAAUACCAACUAUAUGACUAAUGAUAAUAAUGAACAAAUAACAGAAAAUUUAUCCAAAUUAAAUAAACAUAUGAAAAAUUUAAUGAAAGAUUCGAUUAUAGAUGAAAAUAAUGAUGAUGAUAAUGAUAAAGUAUUUGAUGAUAUUGAUAAUGAUGAUAAUAAUAAUGAAGAAGAUAUUAAUGAUGAUGAUGAUGAAGAAGAAGAAAUAGAAAAAAAAGAUAGACCAACAUUAGCCGGUGUUUAUCAAUUAAUUAAUUUUGCAAGACCAUCAUGGCCAACUAGAAAUGAUAUACUUGAAGAAAUUAAACAACGUUCAUUGGAAUUGAAAAAUUCAAAAAAAUAAAAUUUUUAUCAUCAAUAAAUUUUUAUUACAAAAAAAAAAAUAGUGUUAGAAACAAACAA